AUGCUGCCGCAAGAACCGUUGCAGGCCGUCCUGCCGCCAACGACACUCGCGCGAUCGUAUCUUCCCGUCCACUCUGCCUUCUCUGCGACAGCUACUGGGCUCGCCGAGGCGGCGCAUGCCCUUCACAUAUCGACUGGCGACGCCCCACGGAUAGCGCGCUACAACAACGACAAUAACAAUGGUUUGGGUUCUACUGCAAAGGGCAUCAUGAUCGGCGUGUUCUCGGUACUCGGCACUGCAGGCUUCUGCUUCCUCGUCUUCGCCAUCAUUUGCUACUUCCGCUACACGCAGCAAGGCCGCGUGUUCCUGGACCGAAUCACACGCCCUGGAGAGUAUGAUGAUGAGCAGCAAUUCGCUAAAGAGGAGGCCGAGGCCCUGGAAGAGAUGGACGACCUGCAGAGAGCCGAGUACCUACGAGCGAAAGCCUUUGUACAAGUCAACCCUCCCGAGUCCGUCCACACCGAUAUCUCUCUAUCGCAGUUCCUCGCCAUUCAAGAGAAGGGCGUGUCAGCAUGGGAGUUCGAGCCAGAACUAGAGAUCGCAAAUUGCUUCGUCGAAGGCCGAACCGAGAUCGAGUUCUUCGACUCCGAGUGCAGCGUUCAGAGCAACCUACCGAUACCCAAGCAGAACGAGGUUUACUACUGGGAAGCCAAGAUUUACGAGAAGCCGGAGAACACAAGCAUUGCAAUUGGUGUCACGACCAAGCCAUAUCCCCUGUUCAGACUGCCAGGCUAUCACAAGUCUUCCAUCUCGUACGGAUCGAACGGCAACCGACGCUUCAACCAGCCCUUUACACCUUCCGCUUACGGACCCGCAUAUGUCCAGGGCGAUGUUAUCGGAGUUGGAUACAGACCCCGCACUGGAACCAUCUUCUUUACCCGCAAUGGCAAGAAAUUGGAUGAUGUUGCGCACGGUCUCAAGGCGCAGAACUUCUUCCCCACGGUCGGCGCUCAAGGACCAUGCCAGGUCCAUGUCAACCUUGGGCAGAUGGGCUUUGUCUUUAUCGAGGCCAACGUAAAGAAAUGGGGUCUGGCCCCUCAGACUGGCAGCUUGGCUCCUCCUCCACCGUACGGCAGCGAACAAGGAUCGAUUCUUUUGGAUUCUGGGCGCGAAGGCAUCAGGGAAGGCAUGGCUGGCAACUACAUCUCUGCGGGCUAUGCACACGCAAGAUCUAGCAGCCAGCAAGUGCGUCUUGGACGUAAUCAACCCACAAGCCCUGGCCCUCAAUGCAGCCCCACUGACAUCUCCCUGGCAGCUUUUAGCCUCGUGGACUCUAACGAAGACAUUGGCGAGGGGACCAGUGCAGAGGCCAGCAAUGCACACGAUGUAGCCCGUGAGACCGCACGUGGACCCGGAUUCCUGCAGCCUGGAGAGCUCCCACCUGAAUAUACGAGCCCUGUUGGAUCACCGAACCUUGAAGCUGGCCGACACAUGCGGGACUACUGGGAAGAAAGAGGAGAUCAGCACGAGCAAGCUCUUCUUCUGCGAGAUGACCAACAAGUCGAACGGCCUCUGCCAAGCUACGAUACCGCGGUGAACGACACACCGCAACUCCGACAGCCUACGAUACGUGUACGAAGCGCCACCGAGACUUCUCGCACACCUCGAGGAGGUCGCCGAUGA
Molecule: messenger RNA, 1623 nt
Organism: Didymella exigua CBS 183.55
Lineage: Eukaryota; Fungi; Ascomycota; Dothideomycetes; Pleosporales; Didymellaceae
Product: SPRY-domain-containing protein
Exons: 3
Coding region: 1-1623 (540 amino acids)
Molecular function (GO): protein binding
Source: RefSeq, a predicted model, not a curated record